Molecule: messenger RNA, 4273 nt
Organism: Toxotes jaculatrix (banded archerfish)
Lineage: Eukaryota; Metazoa; Chordata; Actinopteri; Toxotidae
Product: activin receptor type-2B-like
Exons: 11
Coding region: 389-1933 (514 amino acids)
Biological process (GO): activin receptor signaling pathway; cellular response to growth factor stimulus; protein phosphorylation
Cellular component (GO): plasma membrane; activin receptor complex
Molecular function (GO): activin receptor activity; activin binding; ATP binding
Source: RefSeq, a predicted model, not a curated record
UGCAUGUAAACCCCGACCGACCUCCCGACGCAGCGGUGCUACUAUUCAAGUGAAUAACCUUAGAAAAAAAAAAGCGCCGAGCUUUCGUCUCGGAUGGUUCAACGGCUUCCCAUUCGGUUUUUUGGAUCCUGUUCCCGACGCGAAAUGCUGCACCUAUUAACGGACUAACGAUCCUGGCAGGCAAUUAAAUCGCUCCUAUCUUUUCUUGCAACAUUGUUGCACCGCCUCGGCUAUUGACACGCGUUGUGGUGGUGGUGGUGGUUCAGACUGCUGGAGGGACCGAAGGCCUGUGGUCGUUUUGAUCCUGGACUGAUGUUUUGGACAACCUGAGUUUUAAUGUUCGCGACGGAAAGCGGGGGAAAUCUCUGUCCUGUAUUUAAAACGGAACAUGUCUUUUUCAUGGCUGACUUGUUCACUUCUUCUGGGAACUUUAUGCGCAGGGUACAGUCUGGGCGAAGCAGAGACCCGGGAGUGUGUGUACUACAAUGAUAACUGGCGUACGGAGAGGACCAACCAGAGCGGCUUCGAGCGCUGUGAGGGGGAGAAGGACAAGCGACUGCACUGUUAUGCCUCCUGGCUCAACUCCUCAGGGACCAUCAAGCUGGUGAAGAAGGGCUGCUGGCUGGACGACUUCAACUGCUAUGACAGGCAAGAGUGUGUCUCCAUGGAGGAAAACCCUCAGGUCUUCUUCUGCUGCUGCGAGGGCAACUACUGCAAUGAACGAUUCACCCACCUUCCUGAUAUGAUUGGCAGUGGCAACCGAGUGAAAAUCCGGCCUCCACCCCGCGUGCCGUCCCUGCUCAAUGUCCUGGUGUACUCCCUGCUGCCUCUCUGUGUGCUGUCCCUGGCCCUUGUUCUGGCCUUGUGGAUGUACCGCCACCGCAAACCUCCCUAUGGCCAUGUAGACCUUAGCGAGGAUCCAGGACCCACUCCUCCAUCCCCGUUGGUGGGUCUGAAACCUCUGCAGCUGCUGGAAAUCAAAGCUAGGGGGCGCUUUGGUUGUGUUUGGAAGGCCCAAUUGAUGAGCGAAUAUGUUGCUGUAAAGAUCUUCCCUGUUCAGGAUAAGCAGUCAUGGCAGAAUGAGCGGGACAUUUUCAUGACUCCGGGGAUGCGACAUGAAAACAUCUUGCGUUACAUCGGUGCAGAAAAACAUGGAACCAACCUUGAGACGGAGCUGUGGCUCAUCACAGAGUUUCAUGAGAGGGGCUCACUGACAGACCACCUGAAGGGUAACACUGUGACCUGGAGUGAGCUAUGUCACAUAGCAGAGACCAUGUCCUGCGGCUUGGCCUACCUCCAUGAGGACAUUCCCAGCUACAAGGGAGAGGGGCCAAAACCCACUAUUGCACACAGGGACUUCAAGAGUAAGAAUGUGAUGCUUCGAGAUGAUUUAACUGCAGUGAUUGGAGACUUUGGGCUUGCUGUACGAUUUGAACCAGGAAAACCUCCAGGAGACACUCAUGGCCAGGUGGGUACGAGGCGUUACAUGGCUCCAGAGGUGCUAGAGGGAGCCAUCAACUUCCAACGAGACUCCUUCUUGAGGAUAGACAUGUACGCCAUGGGCUUGGUGCUGUGGGAGCUGGUGUCCCGCUGCUCAGAGACCGACGGUACAGUUGGCGAGUACAUGCUGCCGUUUGAGGAUGAAAUAGGCCAGCAUCCCUCCCUGGAGGAUCUGCAGGAUGUGGUCGUGCACAAGAAGAUGCGUCCAGUCAUCAAGGAGUGCUGGCUCAAACAUCCUGGUUUGAGCCAGAUGUGCGAGACCAUCGAGGAAUGCUGGGACCACGACGCAGAGGCACGAUUGUCAGCCGGCUGCGUCGAGGAGCGCAUCGGCCAAAUCGCCAGGAUGAUCAGCAGCACUACCUCAGACAGCCCUGUCUCCAUUGUGACGUCUCUCACCAACGAGGACCUACCUCCCAAAGAGUCCAGCACCUGAACGGGUGACACCAUCCUUCACCUGAGCUCCUGACUUUUUAUUUCUCAAACCCAAACUCAGCGGAUCUCCGUGAAUAUUUAAAAACAUAAAAAAAAAACAAAACAACUAGCAACUUGAAUGCAGCUGCUAUCUUAUCCCAAUACUGGUAUUUUUUCUGUUUUAAUGUUUUCAGUGUUUUCAGUGUCGGAUCAUACUAACACAUCCAUCUGCUGUAGUUUUGAAGUAGUAAUAAGCUAUGCGAUGGGCACAUCUGAUAACACCCAUGUGUCAAAUCUUAAAUGUUGUCAUUACCUCAUGUAUUUCUUUUGUGUUAGUCUAUUUUUUAUUACCUCAUGAGUUGUUUUCGUUUUCCUGUCUUGGUCAUGAUCGUCUGUGGCCAAAUGAUAUGAAUCUUUGCUCCAAACCUCGGACGACGUGCUGCACACCUCGGAGGAACCAUUUUGAGACUGUUAGACAAAAUAUAUUCAUCUUCCUCAGGGGUCGAAGCUUCUCGAUUUUUAAACUCGAGUGUGCUCCCUUAUUUUAAACCUGUGAAUGCCUCAGAUUGAAAAAAAGAUUUUAAAAAAUCGGAGCACAGCUGUUUUAUCGUAAGGGAGAGAGCUGAAAUGGAAGCUGAACAGUUGGACAUUUUGAACUUUUUGAAGAUUUGGGACAAGUGUCUUGUCCCCGGGGAACUACCUCUCAGGUAUCCAGUAGGCUUCUUUGGAACAUUUUCUCUAAUUUGAGAGCAAAGCUAUCCAGCUAGCUAUCAUGGACAUAUUCCUGGAUUUUUUUUUUUUUUUUUUUUAAUUGUAGAAAUUCAGAGUUACUCCUUUGCCAGUGCCAGGGGCAUUGACGGAUGCUGUCUGGAGUUGCAAUGUUACACAUUUUUGAUUUUAACUGUCUGUGUGUGUGUGUGCGAGCAUGUGUGUGGGAGUGUGUGUGUGUGUAUGUAUGUGUGUCUGUGUGCGCGCACCCGCGUGCAUGAGUGUGAGGAAUUUGAAGACUAAAUGAUAUGAGAUGGAUAGAGAGUGUUUUUAAAGUAAGAACCAUGGACAGGUAGUUGGGGUUUAUCCUUGUGAGGGCCAUACUUGAGUAAGCAACAUGUCUGUUUUUAAUUUUCAUGGGUGUUUGUUCAAUAGACUCAGCCGGACACCAGUCCCCAGAUACCUCAGUCACUGUAUGUCAUGCAAGGAGAGCUCAAAUGGUUGCCUUUGUCUCAAAUGCAAUGCCAUAGUUGUACCAUAACAUGAAUACCAUACAUUGAAUGUCCGUUAUGCUGCUGUGACUAUUCCAGGAUACUCAAGGAUUUGUAGAUGUACAUGUAUUCUUUGUUAAUAUAACGCUAACAUGUGAUAACUAUCCAUGAUAUUAUGUGAGGCUAAUAUUCUGUUUUUGUGUUUUAUGACUGGGUAAGCCCUCAGCUGCUUACUCCUCCAGACUGACCUCAGAUAUUCUGACAAGUACCUCAGGCUUUUUUCUACAUGUAUAUCAAGUUGUGUUAUGUAUUUUAUUGUGUUUUAGUAGUUGAGAUAUUUUAUUGCCGGUUGGGCCUCUUUGUCUGUGGAGAUUUUUCUUUUUUUUAAAUAGAGCCUGACCAGUCGUCACGGUGUUAAUGCUGUACAAACCUAAAAGAAGAGAGGCAGAUUCUUGUAAAUAGACGUGCACACACAGUUGCAGAACACUGAUCUGUUUUAUAAAAAAAAUAAUAAAAUCAGCGCAUUACAGUUCUCAUUUCACAGAAACAGAAAGGGAUUUCUCAGUUUCACCUCUACAUAUUUAAAAGUCAUUUGGGCAACUAGCCCUGGGAUUUUUUUUUCAACACACACACACACACACACACACACACCUCAGUUCAUUAGGAAUACCUAGCUUAAACUAAAGCAGUCCAAUACAACAGACUUGUAAGACAUCCUCCUUCAUGCAGGUUUAAGUGUUCACUUUUUGUAGUGUGUGGUGCUGUUAACUGCAUUGCAUUAUGUAGACUAAACAACAGACACACCUCUUUGUAUAAUGGCAUACAGUUAAACAGCAGCACAAACUACAUCCUCCAAAAUGAUCAUGAAGUUGAAUCAACAUGUCUUUAACACAGAAUCCACAAAAACUGAACAUUAGAGCCUCAUGAAGGAGAUUAGACUGGAUUAGACUGCAGGAGAUUAGCGAGGUGUUCCUAAUAAACUGUCACCUGAGUGAGCUUAUGUAUGUAUAUCUAUGUGUGUGUGUGUUUUUCAAGAAUGGUAGAUGUGUUACUGAUUUCUAUGAUUCAUGGUAUCAGUUCCUCUGGAUCAGAAGCUGUGUAGGUAGCACUGCAUCAGAAAGCUUAGUGAAUAUUAUCAAAAAAAAAAAAAUAAAGAGCAACAA